AUGAGGCUCAGCACUUCAGUGGCAGCCCUUUUAGGGUUUUCUGCCGAGUUGGCAAGUGCCGUAUCUACAUUCUCCCCAGCAAGACCGCCGUCAUUACCUCUGGCCGUCAAGUCUCCUUACCUCAACUCCUGGUUAAGUGCCGGAAGUGAUGGAGGUAAUGGGGGUUACCUCGCUGGUGAAUGGGCAACCUUCUGGAAUCAGCAGAUCACUGGAUGGGUCGGCCUCAUUCGCGUAGAUGGUGUUGCGUACACUUGGAUGGGUGCUCCUAAAGACUGGCCACAAGUGGUUGACCAAACGGAAUUCUCCUAUACAUCCACGAGAAGCACAUUUGUCUCUACCGUGGGGGGCAAAGUUGGCCUAAACGUUACUUUCAUGUCACCAGUCACACCAAAUGACCUGAGAAGGCAGUCUUUGCCUUUCACCUAUUUGGAUGUUGCGGUGCAGUCCAUCGAUGGCGCCACACACGACGUCGAAGUAUAUGCCGAUGUUUCCGGAGAAUGGGCGUCUGGUGACCCCACUGCGCUCAUUAACUGGGAUUUUGGAACUUCCAACGGAGUCGCAUACCACACUUUCGCAAGACAAGAUCAGCAGGAGUUCGCGGAGGUCAACCAACAAGCUAGUUGGGGCACCUGGUACUGGUCCUCAGCCGAAGGCGAUGUUGUUACUUACCAAAGUGGUAUUGAUGUUGAUGUGCGGAACAACUUCAUCCAGAAUGGGGCUCUUGCAAAUGCCAAAGACAGCAACUUCCGGGCCGUCAAUGACAACUGGCCAGUAUUUGCUUUUGCCAAAGGUUUCGGCUCCGUCGGAUCAUCAAGCGUCUCCACCCUCUACUCCCUUGGAUUGACCCAGGAUAACGCUAUUUCGUUCCUCGGCGAGGGUAGUGGCAUGACCACCGUCCCUUCGUUGUGGAAGAGCUACUUCUCCAACGGUCUUGAUGCUAUGACUUUCUUCUACAACGACUUCGGCGAGGCAUCUAGUCUUGCUACUGAGCUCGAUAACAAGGUUGCUUCUGACUCAUUGGCAGCGGCUGGCCAGAACUACUUGACUAUUACCAGUCUAAGUGUUCGUCAAACAUUCGGAGCUCUGCAGUUCACUGGAACCGACUCGGCACCUCUGGUCUUCCUCAAGGAGAUCAGCUCAAACAGUGAUAUCCAGACCGUCGAUGUGAUCUACCCGGCGAUCCCUCUGAUCUUAUACUCAAACCCAAAGCUGCUGGCCUAUCUUCUUGAUCCCCUUUUCCAGAACCAGGAGAACGGGCACUACCCUAAUACUAAUGCUAUCCACGAUCUUGGAACUUUCCCCAUCGCAAAGGGCUACCCUGACGGCUCCGACGAGCCCAUGCCCCUGGAGGAGUGCGGUAACAUGAUCAUCAUGACCCUGGCAUACGCCCAACGUGCCAGCGACACGGCAUACCUGGCGACACACUACCCCAUCCUGAAGCAGUGGGCAGGCUAUCUCGUGGACGAGGCCCUCAUUCCAGCCAACCAACUCUCCACCGACGACUUUGCCGGGACUCUCGCGAACCAGACCAACCUGGCCCUCAAGGGCAUCAUCGGGCUGCGGGCCAUGUCUGAGAUCGCCAAGUUGACGGGCAACGCGGACGACGAAAAGACGUACGGCGACACGGCGACAUCGUACAUCGCGCAAUGGCAGGGCCUGGGCAUCAACCAAGACGCGAGCCCGCCGCACACGACGCUGUCGUACGGCGACGGGGCGUCGCACGGGCUGCUGUACAACCUGUACGCCAACAGCCUGCUGGGUUUCGGCGAUUUCGUGCCGCGCGCCGUCUACGACAUGCAGAGCACCUUCUACCCGACGGUGGCGCUCGAGUACGGCGUCCCGCUCGACACGCGCCACACGCAGACCAAGUCCGACUGGGAGAUGUUCGCCGCCGCCAUCGCCAGCGCCGACACCCGCGACAUCUUCAUCCAGAAGCUCGCCAACUGGAUCAACGUCACCCCGACCAACCGCCCCCUGACCGACCUGUACGAUGCCGCCAGCGGCGACUACCCGGGUCUGCAGUUCACGGCGCGCCCUGUUGUCGGAGGUCACUUUGCGCUGCUGGCGCUGCCAUGA
This is a messenger RNA of Neoarthrinium moseri, 2076 nucleotides long. RefSeq lists its product as uncharacterized. The record is from RefSeq and is a predicted model, not a curated record. NCBI's taxonomy places the organism in Eukaryota, Fungi, Ascomycota, Sordariomycetes, Amphisphaeriales, Apiosporaceae. Gene Ontology annotation, biological process: carbohydrate metabolic process. The transcript is spliced from 6 exons. The coding region runs from base 1 to 2076 and encodes 691 amino acids.